Racocetra persica is the source of this 541-nucleotide messenger RNA. Lineage: Eukaryota; Fungi; Glomeromycota; Glomeromycetes; Diversisporales; Gigasporaceae. The record is from the annotation of a GenBank genome assembly.
AUGGCAAAUCGCACAGUAUCAGACGCAAUAGCAAUACACGGUACAAAUCCCCAAUAUCUUAUCGAAAAAAUCAUCAGAACAAGAAUCUACGAAUCUCUUUAUUGGAAAGAAUCAUGUUUUGGUUUAACAGCUGAAACGCUAAUCGAUAGAGCAGUUGCGUUAACUUCGUUGGGUGGUCAAUAUGGAAACCAGAAACCAACAGAGUUUCUUUGUUUAACUCUGAAAUUAUUACAAUUACAACCAAGUAAAGAAAUUAUUAUAGAAUUUAUUAAGAACGAGGAAUAUAAGUAUUUGAGAGCUCUUGGUGCAUUUUACUUAAGACUUGUUGGAACGUCACUGGAAAUUUAUCAAUAUCUUGAACCAUUAUUAAAUGACUAUAGAAAGUUGAGAAAGCGAACAAUCGAUGGUGGAUUUAUAAUUACACACAUGGACGAAUUCAUUGAUGAACUAUUACGUGAAGACAGAGUAUGUGAUACUAUAUUGCCACGAAUUACAAAGCGUUAUGUGUUAGAAGAAAAUGACGAACUACAACCACGCGAAA